This is a messenger RNA of Linum trigynum, 477 nucleotides long. Lineage: Eukaryota; Viridiplantae; Streptophyta; Magnoliopsida; Malpighiales; Linaceae. The record is from the annotation of a GenBank genome assembly.
AUGAUGGAAACACAAACGGUGUCCCAGGAACCCCCUGUCAAGGAGGCACAAUCGGUUGGCCCCAAACCCAUGAACUCCACCCAGCCCCCUUCUGGCCAGAAACCCCCGAGUGCCCAAAAAGGGCCACAGGAAGUGACUGGCGCGGCUAAGAACGCGACUUCGCAACCCGCCCGACACAAGGCCGAUGCUGACGAUCUUGUCGAUGUACCGGUCAACAUGGUAGCCUCGCAGACCGAUUUGCUCACCCAAUCCAAACGGACUAAGGAGACUACUAACACAAAUUCGGGUCCUUCUUGGGCGAAAGGAUCCUUGAGACCAGGGGAGAUCAUUAUUCCCAGUACGGGUGGAACGUCCCUACCUCCUCAGCCUCCAGGCCAAUCACCGGCAGGAGGUAAUGAGAUAGUGUCAUCGGGACCUACAGGUCCAGAGUUGCCAACCUUGGGGAAGCCUAACCCCCGGGAUAUGAUCGUGUCUUAA